This is a messenger RNA of Raphanus sativus (radish), 1618 nucleotides long. RefSeq names its product histidinol dehydrogenase, chloroplastic. The record is from RefSeq and is a predicted model, not a curated record. Gene Ontology annotation, molecular function: histidinol dehydrogenase activity; NAD binding; metal ion binding. The coding region runs from base 85 to 1494 and encodes 469 amino acids. Lineage: Eukaryota; Viridiplantae; Streptophyta; Magnoliopsida; Brassicales; Brassicaceae. Gene Ontology annotation, cellular component: chloroplast stroma; cytoplasm. Gene Ontology annotation, biological process: L-histidine biosynthetic process. The transcript is spliced from 13 exons.
CCACGUGUAAUAAUCAAGUCAACCGUCUCCUUUCCUAUUCGCCGGCGACACACACACUCUAUUUGAGCGAACCCGGUGGUGAAAAUGUCAUUCGAUCUAUCUCGUCUCUCCCUCACCUCCUCGCCUCGUCUCUCGUUUCUCACUCACACCGCUACUAAGAAAGGAUUCGUUAGGUGUUCGAUGAAGUCGUACAGAUUAUCUGAACUUAGUUUCUCUCAAGUUGAAAACUUGAAGGCACGCCCUCGCAUUGACUUCUCUUCCAUUUUCACCACUGUUAACCCAAUCAUCGAUGCUGUUCGUAGCAAAGGAGAUACUGCUGUCAAAGAGUACACUGAGAGAUUUGACAAAGUCCAGCUCACUAAAGUGGUGGAAGAUGUGUCCGAGCUUCCUAUUCCCGAGCUCGACCCCGCAGUUAAAGAAGCGUUUGAUGUUGCGUAUGACAACAUUUAUGCCUUUCACUUGGCCCAAAAGUCAACCGAGAAAAGCGUUGAGAAUAUGAAAGGUGUCAGGUGUAAAAGGGUGUCGAGAUCUAUCGGUUCUGUAGGUCUUUAUGUGCCUGGUGGAACAGCUGUUUUGCCAUCCACUGCUUUGAUGCUUGCAAUUCCUGCUCAGAUUGCUGGAUGUAAAACAGUUGUCCUCGCAACUCCACCAACUAAGGAAGGAAGCAUUUGUAAGGAGGUGCUGUAUUGUGCCAAGAGGGCUGGUGUAACCCACAUCCUUAAAGCUGGUGGAGCGCAGGCUAUAGCUGCCAUGGCCUGGGGGACAGAUUCUUGUCCUAAGGUUGAGAAGAUUUUUGGUCCUGGGAAUCAGUAUGUUACCGCUGCUAAGAUGAUUCUUCAAAACAGCGAGGCAAUGGUUUCGAUUGAUAUGCCUGCUGGCCCUUCAGAAGUUCUAGUAAUCGCUGAUGAACAUGCUAGUCCAGUUUACAUUGCAGCCGACUUGCUUUCUCAGGCUGAGCAUGGUCCAGAUAGUCAGGUUGUUCUUGUUGUUGUAGGCGACGGUGUAAAUCUCAAAGCCAUCGAAGAAGAAAUUGCCAAACAAUGCAAAAGCCUUCCUAGAGGAGAGUUUGCUUCGAAAGCUCUAAGUCACAGCUUCACAGUAUUCGCUCGAGAUAUGAUUGAGGCAAUAACUUUCUCAAACCUGUAUGCACCUGAACACUUGAUCAUCAAUGUCAAAGACGCUGAGAAAUGGGAGGGGCUGAUAGAGAACGCAGGUUCAGUUUUCAUAGGGCCGUGGACUCCAGAGAGUGUUGGUGAUUACGCGAGCGGGACAAACCACGUUCUUCCAACGUACGGGUAUGCGAGGAUGUACAGUGGCGUCUCCCUAGACUCUUUCCUGAAGUACAUGACUGUACAAUCCUUGACAGAAGAAGGUCUGCGUAACCUUGGUCCGUAUGUGGCCACUAUGGCUGAAAUUGAAGGUCUAGAUGCACACAAGAGAGCCGUCACUCUCAGACUCAAGGAUAUUGAAGCCAAGCAGUCCCAAACAAAGUGAAUGAAUGCCUGUUUUCAUAUUCAAACGAGUUGAAAUUUGUUUAAAGUGUUUGAAGAUAUAAUAAUAAGAAUAAUGUAAGAGAUGUUGUUACACUCUUUAUCAUAAUCUGGAUUUUCUUUCAGUA